Messenger RNA from Linum trigynum, 3001 nucleotides. The record is from the annotation of a GenBank genome assembly. Lineage: Eukaryota; Viridiplantae; Streptophyta; Magnoliopsida; Malpighiales; Linaceae.
GAACUGAAGCUGAGUAAUAGUAACUCUAGAGACCCGUGGAUUCGAUAUUUAUUACUUGUACCACUAUACUGCAGUCCCUUUCAUUGGUUACACUUUUCCAUUGUUAGGUGUUGUGUUUUAGAGUGUCAAGUUUUUGGCGCCGUUACCGGGGACUUUCUAGAUUAUUAGGAAAGGCAGAAGUUUGUUACUUUAGCGUUUUUCUUUUCUUUUCCACCCUUGCUUUUUACUUGGGUGUUUUUUGUUUUUGUUGGUGCAGAUCUGAAUCAUGGAUCCUCAUGGCUUCUCCAACCAUUGGGGGUAUCCACCACCAUCCGAGUGGUAUUACCCCGAGACUCCCUACAACAAUCAAGGAGGAGAAGACUAUGGAUUUGGGUUCCAGUACCAACCCCCUUACUACGGAGAACAAUCAGACCCCUGGGCAUAUCAAGAACAACCUCAUUACCAAGAAGACUUUCUCCCACAACCCGUAGGGCCAUCAGAGUUGGAGUUAGCCAUGGAGGCCUUCACUGGCCACUCUACAGAGCCAUGCUACACUUCACUGGAAGAUCCGAACAAACAAUUAAGGCUUCUCGUAGAGCAGUUUGCUCGAGACACUGAGAGAUCAUGCUCCAAGAUGGAUCUUCAAAUCAAAGCCCUUGCCCCUUCCGAUCCCUCAUUUCUCCAUGAAAUGGAGGAGACUAUUCAGCGCUCCGCGAAGCAAACAGAGUGGGUGGAGCAAGUUUGCUCACAUCUUGCUCAAGAUCACCUUUCUGCUACCACGCUAAAAGAGGUGGAGGAUGACAAAGGCUACGGGGAUGUUGAGGAGCAUACAGAAUUUAUCACAGAGAACUCCCAUGAUAAUCAUGAUCAGGAAAGUCCUCUGGUUGCAUAUCACACAUUUCCUUAUUUCUGCUCUAACAUGCUUUGCCCGAGCGAGGAGAUGCAAGAUGAUCUCAUCGAAGAAAUUACAUGGCGACUUGCUCUCCAAUCUGUGCUAGAAGAAGAAGAGCAAGAAAGGGUGCAGAAAGAAGUUGUGGAGGAUGACGAAAGUGAAGCAGGAGGAGUUCUUGAUCACUUCCCAGGGGUGAUACCACAUGAAGAAGAAAGGGGGGUUGAAGAAGCAAUUGGCGUCCAGGCUGAGGACGGAGUUAAGGUGGAAGAGGUCUGCACCGGCCAUGAGUUACAUGUGAUAUCUCCACCAAACUUCAAGGAACUGCUUAGCAAGGACCCAUUUGCAGUGUCUCUUUGCCAGACCAAGGCCACAUCGACAUCGGUCCCUCUUGGUGGACGCGAUGGUGGCCAAUCGAUGCUGUCAUAUCUGGUUUGGGGCAAUGGGAUGAGAAAAGAGAAGAAGAGGUCUCGAGGAUGGAGACUUCAUCUGCAUCAAGUGCACGAGCUUCCAUCACCAGUCAUACCACAUGCUCGUGACUUGCGACUCCACCUCAUUGACGAGAACCUCAACUUCAAGGAAGUUCUAGCAUGGACCAAAACUUAGGAGCCAUCGUCUGGCUCACGACGUGAAAGAAGCGCUUGUUGGGAGGCAACCCAACCAGUCGGUUUGCAUUUCUUUCUCUAUUUCUCCUCGGUUGAGUCAGUUUUGUUAUUUGAUUUUAGAGUCAAUAACUCAACCUUUGUGAGAUAUUGUGUGGUGUUUGCGUUCUGAUUACUCUCUCUUCCUGGAAUGCACCGCCUGACCCGUCCAUCAUCAUUCACCCUUGAUCUGGUAACUUCAUUCUACCCUACUUAUCUUUCCUCCAUUGAGGACAAUGUCGUGCUUAAGUGUGGGGGGGUGUUCGAUUAUGUAUGCGGGUGAAUGUUUGGCUGUUUGUGUGCUUGGAGCCUAGUCCACUGUCCAAAAUUUUAAAUUUGAGGGCUCCAAGUACGUGUUUCCUUGCAAAUUGCCUGCUCAGUAUGCUUUGAAUCGACUUCUCUAUAGUAAUGUGCAACCUAGGGAGGUAGUGUAGCACUGUGGAGGAUGUUGAAGUAUAAGAUUUUUCCUAUCUAGCUCUCUGUUGUGCCAGUUGAUUUUGUGAAUUAGUGGAGCUAAGACCGUUGAAUUCAUGUGGUAAUGGUGACUCUGUUUGGAUUGUGUUAUGGACUCGUGUAUCGAACAGGGUGCUCAUAUGGAAAAUGGGAAGCAGUUGGUCCUCCAUGUCGAAAUCAUAGAAAUCUUAAACAUGGGGUAAGCCCAACGUGUGUGGCACCGUUCAUUGCACAAAAUCGGGUUUUGGAAGAGAUUUUAGUGAUCCUUAGUGGGGUACUCCUACAAGGUGAAACUAAGCUGUCUCUAGUACAAGUAAAAUUUUCACCCGUUGAACGGUUUGCCUACUUGAGGAUGUGUUUUUAAGGGCACGGAUAGAGCUUCCGACCCCCCUUGAUUUCAUUGACCCUCCACACGAGUUGAGGAAAAGGAGUUAAAAGAAGUACUCUGGCGAGCGCUAGAUGUACAAAAAUUGCUCUUGCUUGACUAAUAAGGGUCGACCGUGCAAAAGACUGCAGUUGGAACCCCCGCCAAGUGAAUGAAGGAAAAAAGAGAAAAAGAAAUGUAAAUGAAAGUGCAAAAAGGGGUUCCAACGGUGAAAUGAAGUGAAAGAGCACCCCGGUACAACGAGUCCUUGGUUGUGAAUGGUGUGAGUCCCUUUGUCCAUGAACUGACUGUCUUACUUCUACUUCUUCUCAUGUUCCUGGCUUGAGUCUAGUACUCGCAUUGAGAGAGAUAGGGGACGUCUUAGAAGACCAGUUGACCUCGUAAGAUGCUAUAUGAUCUAGGAAAUCCUCUACCGACGAUCGGGGUUGUUUGUUGCUAUAGAGGUCUGGAGACCUGCAUUGGUUUGAGUUAGGUUUGCUUGGGGACAAGCAAACAGUUAAGUGUGGGGGGAUUUGAUGACUCGGAUUUGCACACGUUUUCCCCUUUGUUUCUUGAUUGUUUGAGCUUGAAUUAUUGCGUCUUUGUCCUAUUUUAUGCUAGGUUGUGUUCCUUUGUCACAUUUCAGGUCCUAGAACAUAAAGUGAAGCAUAGGCG